Messenger RNA from Volvox carteri f. nagariensis, 859 nucleotides. RefSeq lists its product as uncharacterized. The record is from RefSeq and is a predicted model, not a curated record. NCBI's taxonomy places the organism in Eukaryota, Viridiplantae, Chlorophyta, Chlorophyceae, Chlamydomonadales, Volvocaceae. Bases 128 to 859 code for a protein of 243 amino acids. The transcript has 8 exons.
UAUGGCAGUCCGGAGACGUGUAACUCGUCAGGCUCGGUAGCUACGGGGCAGUUGUCUGGACAGGUUACUCGCCAGCUAGAAGCUUGGUAAAUGUGCAACCUUGAAAGUGUCAUAAUUAGGCACAGAUAUGCGCGCUGAGUGUGUGAAAUGUUAUGACGAGCAGGCCUCGGAAGAUGGGGCCGACGCCCAGCCGGGAAUGGAGCAGGCCUCGGUCGAUGGGGCCGACGUCCAGCCGGGAAUGGAGCAGGCCUCGGUGGAUGGGGCCGACGUCCAGCCGGGAAUGGAGGUGCCGCUGAUGAACAUUAAGUCGUGUACGGAGGAGUUCCUGGCAUCCAGUGGCCUGGACUACACCACGUUCCGGUUGUGUGGGUUUCAUCAGCAGGCCUCGGAAGAUGGGGCCGACGCCCAGCCGGGAAUGGAGGGGCACGGGAGGGAUACCCAAGGGGCACGGGAGGGAUACCCAAGGGCACCAAAGGGACACGUGGAAGGGACACGUGGAAGGGACACNCAAGGGACAUGGGAGAGACACCCAAGACACCCAAGGGACACCCAAGGGACACCCAAGGGACACCCGAAAGACAGGGAAGAGACACCGAAGGGACAUGGAAGAGACACCGAAGGGACACCAAAGGACACAUGGAAGGGACACCCAAGGGACUCCCAAGGGACUCCCAAAAGACAGGGAAGAGACACCAAAGGGACAUGUAAGAGACACCAAAGGACACCAAAGGACACCAAAGGACACGUGGAAGGGACACCCAAGGGACAUGGGAGGUACACCGAAUCAAGACAAUUUAAACGUGAAAAUCCACUCUGGAAGCAAAUGGACUUCCCAUUUUCGAAUGUACAGCGAAAGUAG